AAACUCAAUAUUACCCUUCAGAUAAUGUUUUAUUUUAUAUUGAUAUUCAACUUAAUAAUGUAGUUGUACAUUUAGGAGGUUUAGGAGGUAAACCUGAUGGAUACUAUGAGAAGUUCGUAAAAGCUAUCAAAAAAUAUGAUCCAAUUAUAUGGCAUGAACCUAAGAUACCUAAGACAUCUAAUUUGCCUCGGGCCAUAAAUGAUAAUGAAAUUGAUCAUAAUAUACGACGUAAUAAUAUUCAACCUAUUUUAUUAAAUGGUGAUGAGAUAUUGUUUAUACAUGGCCGUUGUUCAGUUGGUUUUGUGGGGAAAAAGGCAGAUGAUGAUCGAGACAUGCUUGUAACUGCAGGGCAUUGUUUUAGCCAAGAAAGUUUGGACCCUCGGGUUGUAAUUUCUUCAAAUCAUGAUGAGAUAUUGUUAGGUAAUCCGGUCAGAAUUUCUCACGAACCACACGACUUUGCACUCGUUGGAAUAAUGAAAAAUAGUAAAGUCAAGUUAUCACCGAAUAUUAGGAAUAAGAAUUCUGAACAAUUUGCUGAGUUAUUUAUCAACGGGAGUGAGACUUUAUCUAGCUAUG
Molecule: messenger RNA, 576 nt
Organism: Racocetra fulgida
Lineage: Eukaryota; Fungi; Glomeromycota; Glomeromycetes; Diversisporales; Gigasporaceae
Source: the annotation of a GenBank genome assembly